AUGGCAUCACCAUCCGAAAAAAUACCCUCUACAUGCCCCUCCACCUCCACCUCCUCCCCUUCCUCCUCCUCCUCUUUCGCAAGCUGCUCACUUAAACCCUCCUCCAAACCCUCCCAACUUCUCAUCCUCAGACUCUCCCCUUCGCUCCUCUCCCGUUUCCCUAGUUCGACACCCCCAGACCCCAUCUCCGCCGCAGAAGAUAAAAAUUCAAAGUCUUCCUCAUUCUCUUCCCCGUCCAACACAGUCACCGCUGCUGCUGCUGGCACUACAACCAACACCGCACCUGUACCAGCAGACAACGCUUCAGACGCUGCAUCAGCAUCUACUCCCACCCCGCAAUCCGAUGCGCAGAAACGCAAAGGUGUCCCCGGACCCAAACCGGGGACCAAGAGGGGACUAGGUCAGGGUGUUGGAGGUGAUACCAAUAGUAAUAAUAAUACGACGAUGACUCCAAAACCGAGAGGGAAGCCUGGGCCGAAGAAGAAAGCGAGAUUAGACGACGGCUCCAUUGACCCCACCACCAACAACCCUGCCAACACAGGCAACACUGGCCCAGGCACCGCAAACACUUCUUCCGGCUCCGGCGGUCCAACGCACACCCCAACAUCCCACCACAAACUGGGCCCCAAAGCCAACCAGGGUGCUAUCAACGCAGGUCUCCGUGCGCUGGAUCGCACGGGGAAGCCCUGUCGGAAAUGGGAGAGGAAGACGUUUAUGCUUAAGAGCUUUACGGGGGUUGUGUGGCAGGUUCCUACGUGGAGUGCCCCGCCUAAGGUUGUUGUUCUUGAGGGUGGUGAGGAGCAGAUGGGAGAGAAGGGUAAGGGGGAUGUGGAUGUGGAGAUGGGUGGGUGUGGGAGCAGGAGUGGUGGGGAUGCGAAGAAGGGCAAAGAUGGAGGCGCUGACGACGGUGGGAAGAAGAAGGAUGGGAAUGGCAGUGGGAGCGGGAGCGGGAGUGGGAGCGGGAGCGGGAGUGGGAGUGGGAGUGCUGGGGGCAGUGAGAAGAGUGAUAAUAAUACUGUGGGUGAGGGGGAUGGGAUGAGUGCGACGACACCGGCGCAGUCGGGUACGGGGAGUUCUCCUGCUCCUGUUUCUGCGAGUGUUAGUGUUCCUGCGGCUGCUUCUGCACCCGCUCCCGCUCCAGCGCCUGCUCCUUCCACGCCAGCUGCUUCGACUGUUGCUGUUGCGUCUUGA
This is a messenger RNA of Paracoccidioides brasiliensis Pb18, 1191 nucleotides long. RefSeq lists its product as uncharacterized. The transcript has 2 exons. Gene Ontology annotation, cellular component: Ino80 complex. Gene Ontology annotation, biological process: chromatin remodeling. Bases 1 to 1191 code for a protein of 396 amino acids. The record is from RefSeq and is a predicted model, not a curated record.